Messenger RNA from Trichoderma atroviride IMI 206040, 1175 nucleotides. Lineage: Eukaryota; Fungi; Ascomycota; Sordariomycetes; Hypocreales; Hypocreaceae. The record is from RefSeq and is a predicted model, not a curated record.
CGCCCGCCUUUUGUUCUUUUCUUCCCUCUUCCCUCUUUUUCAACUUUGCCUCGAGUCAUUUGGUUGAGAUUGUCCAUCUUUCUUGUCUAUCUAUUUCUUCUUCGAGGCGCGCAGCGGUGCGUGCUAAUUCUUUGGAUCAAUCGUUUCGACUUUGUUCUUCUUCUUUUUUCAGUCCUCAUUUUGCUGCUUCCUAGACGAACCGAUACUGUUCCAAUCCCACCACCACUUAUAGAAAUCCCAUCCCCUUCACUCCAUCCGCCAUGGCCACGCUCCUCAAGCGCAAGCGCUCCGCCGCAGAGCUCUGCCCGCCCAACUCUAUGAUGGACGCUUCCGUGCCGGCGACCCUGCACAGCCGCACCCUCAAGCGCUACCGCGACAACAGGCCGUCGGACGACGAGGUCCAUCGUAAGUUCUACGAAUGGCGCGCCCACCACCAUCUGAGCAUCCCCAACUCAUCAUCUUGCGCGCCCGCAGAGCACACCCUGGGCCUGCUGUACUCGGCUCAGCAGCGGCCCCAGCAGUUCCCUCCACAGGAAGCCCCGAUUGCUGCCGCGCCGGAGCAGCCCGUCGUUGCGUCGUCGUCGUCGUCGUUGUUGAACAGCCAGCAGUCGCUGCAUCGCUUCUGGAGCAUCGGCUCCGAGCCCAGCUCGGCCAGCUCGUCGCCCGGCAUCGAGACGCCCCCCGUGCUGCUGCCGACCGAGUGCGACGACUGCGGCAGUGCCCUCCUCGCCGGCGGGAGCGACGCCGACGAGAUGGACGUGGAUUGCGGCAAUGCCGCCGAGGACACGGCCUGUGGCGCCUGCGGCAAGCACGUCUGCUUCAGCUGCUCGGUGAGCAAUCUCGGCGAGCAGAAGCGCUGCCUGCAGUGCGCGGGACGGAGAGUCUGGAUUGGCGGCAUUGGCUGGACCGAUGCUGGCGGCGUUUCGGUCUGCUGAAGCACGCUGAGCUCCCCAAUUAGCAUCAUGAUUUAUUUACAUGUUUCUUCGUUACGCUUCUAUAAACGAGCCUUGGAGCCGCGUAUUGCUUGGUUAUGAUUUGGGUUUGGCUGGCGUUAUGGAGGAAAAUGUGUUGCCAGCGUUUGGCUGUAUUGCUGGUAUGCUUAGCGAGCAUCAAUGUAAACGUGUACAAUGAGCUUUUUGAAUAACACAUGUGCAUCGGUUUGGCUUUUAUUGGAC